Messenger RNA from Aspergillus bombycis, 1839 nucleotides. RefSeq names its product putative MFS multidrug transporter. The record is from RefSeq and is a predicted model, not a curated record. The coding region runs from base 1 to 1839 and encodes 612 amino acids. NCBI's taxonomy places the organism in Eukaryota, Fungi, Ascomycota, Eurotiomycetes, Eurotiales, Aspergillaceae. Gene Ontology annotation, biological process: transmembrane transport; basic amino acid transport. The transcript is spliced from 2 exons. Gene Ontology annotation, cellular component: fungal-type vacuole membrane. Gene Ontology annotation, molecular function: basic amino acid transmembrane transporter activity.
AUGCAUGAAAACCCGCAACCAUCACGCGUUGGCGUCAAUGAGUCAACUCCUCUUCUCAACCAUGAACAAUCCCAUGCAAACUACUCCAGUGAUCAUAGCAACAACGCCCUAGAGACGGGUGAUUCAUCCACACCAUACACGUCCGAUGAUGAGGAGCCUGUGAUCACCCUCUCGAGAGUCACUUCCAUAAACCAGGGGCUGGAAAUCGAACCAAAUCUCGAAAGGAUCUCUUCGGCAGGGGCAGCCACCAAGAGAGCGGCGGUAGAUCCCGAAGGCAAGUCUCCGAGUGAAUCCACCGGUUAUGCCUCGCGGUUUAUCAAUGUCUCCCCGACGAGAUUUUGGCUAAUCUUCGGCGGGGUCCAAAUGGGAUACAUUAUUGGUUUCUUUGACUCAACUUUAAUGGCGUCCAGUCACCCCGUCAUCACAUCCCAUUUCCAUGCCUCAAAUUCUGCAUCGUGGCUGUCAACAGCCUUCCUUCUGACCUCAACCGCUUUCCUUCCUUUAUUCGGUCGCGUAUCCGACACCUUUGGCAGAAAGCCGGUUUAUCUUUUUGCUAUUGCCGUCUUCUUCCUUACUACUGCCUGGUGUGGUAUGGCCCAGAGCAUCGGGAGUUUUAUAGCGGCUCGGGCCUUCUGCGGACUGGGAGCCGGGGGUGUCUUCUCCAUGGGUAUGAUUCUGUCGAGCGAUUUGGUUCGCAUCGAAUAUCGCGGGGUGUACCAGUCCUACAUCAAUCUGUGUUUGGGUGUGGGAGGCUGCCUGGGAUUGGCGUUUGGCGGGUUUCUCUGUGAUUCCGUAGGAUGGAGAGGUGCGUUCUUCGUGCAGCUGCCCUUCAUUUUCAUCUAUUUCCUCGUGGCAGCCUGGACCACCCCCGCCGAUUUGGGCCUGAAGAGGGCAAAGACGGAACGGAUGACUUUCCUGCAGCUACUCAAAAAUAUUGACCUGGUGGGCUCGUUCAUCUUGGUUGUCGGCGUGACCGCGUUGAUUAUGGGUCUGAAUUUGGGCGGUAAUGUGCUCAGCUGGUCUCAUCCCCUGGUCAUUUCGUCUUUGGUUUCAUCUCUCAUCUUAGCUGUGAUCUUCGUACGAUACGAGCGGCACGUGGAGCGGGCUGUGAUGCCGAUAUCGCUCCUGUCGAAGCAGCCCUGCGCCAACCUCAUUUUUGGCAACUUCUUUGGAUCCAUUGCCGUCAACACCAUGAUUUUCAAUGCUCCGUUGUAUUUCCAGGCAGUCAAACUCGCUAGUCCAACUGACUCGGGCCUCAGGCUGGUAGCGUCCACCCUCGCCGUGACGGUUUCAAGCGUCUCGACUGGUUUCAUCAUCACAUGGACCAAACGACUGAAGCCAACCGUGAUCAUUGGUGAUGUUUGUCUCAUGCUAGGAGGCCUCGCAGCAUCCACCCUUGGUAUGGGCACCCCCGAUAUAGUUGCCAUGUUGUGUGUUUCGCUCGCAAGCUUUGGACAGGGGUUCUGUUUUCCUUCGUUGAUGGUCUCCGUUCUCGCCACCAGUGACCCGGAUGAACAGGCUGUGGCUACCACGACCUUGGGUCUGUGGAGAAACCUGGGCUCGGUGAUGGGUGUGGCGACAAGCAGUUGGAUAUUCCAGAACACCCUUGUAUACCAGCUUGAAGAAAUGGUUACAGGGCCCGAAAAGGAAAGUAUCAUCCUUCUCGUCCGCAAAUCAGUCCAGGCUAUCGUGAAACUGGACCCAGUCCACCAAGCACAGGUUGUGAGCGCGUAUGCGGCAGCGCUCCGUUUGACCUUCUUCUCCGCAGCUGUGUUCGGUGCGCUUAUGCUUCUGAUGCACUUCCGCGUUCAGCUGCCCCGACUGGGCAGUAAGGCUUGA